Messenger RNA from Aureobasidium musti, 1818 nucleotides. The record is from the annotation of a GenBank genome assembly. NCBI's taxonomy places the organism in Eukaryota, Fungi, Ascomycota, Dothideomycetes, Dothideales, Saccotheciaceae.
AUGUACACUUCUACCAAGGUUCUCGGCCUGGCUGCCGCUCUUGCUGCACCUGCUGCUGCUUUCUUCCGUAUGCCCUGCCCUGGACGUAUUGUCGCCGAGCGUGCCGACCCUAUUGUCUCCCCUGGACAAGUCUCCGGCCACGUUCACACCAUUUCUGGUGGUAAUGGCUUCAAGUUCGAGAUGGACUACGCCGAUGCUCGUUCUUCGGACUGCUCUUCUUGCCCAAUCAAGGCCGAUCUUUCGAACUACUGGACGCCUUCUCUUUACUUCCAGCACCAGAAUGGAUCCUUCGAGAACGUUCACCAGUCUGGUGAUGGUACUGGUGUCUAUGGCGGCAUGACUGUCUACUAUCUCCAGCGUGGCGGUCCCAACAACGACAAGCUCCAGGCUUUCCCCGAGGGCUUCCGUAUGCUUGCUGGUAACCCCUUCAAGCGCAACCACACCAACGACUUCGAGUCGGAGGCUGUCAGCUUCGUCUGCCUUGACUACAGCGGCGGUUCUAGCACCAGCGAUGGCCUUCCUACCAAGAACUGCCCCGACGGCCUCCGUGCUCAGGUCUUCUUCCCCUCUUGCUGGGAUGGUGUCAACCUUGACUCUGCUGACCACAAGUCCCACAUGUCGUACCCUGUCGGUGGUAGCUACGACAGCGGUAGCUGCCCUGAUACUCACCCCGUCCACCUGAUCUCCAUCUUCUACGAGGUCAACUACAACACUGGUGACUUCAGCAGCCAGUGGUAUGGUAGCGGCCAGCCUUUCGUCUUUGCUAUGGGUGACCCUACUGGAUACGGAUUCCACGGUGAUUUCAUCAACGGUUGGGACGUUCCUACUCUCCAGAGCGCCAUCGAGGAGUGCACCAACGACAGCGGUCUUCUCUCUGACUGCCCUGUCUUCACAAACAAGAUGUUCACUACCGAGGAGAGCCAAGCUUGUAUUAUCCCCCCUCAGAUUGACGAGCAGGUUACUGGCAUGCUCGAGACUCUUCCCGGAUGCAACCCCGUCCAGCAGGGCCCUGGCCUCGCCACUGUCCAGACCUGUGCCAACACCAACAGCAAGAUCGCCACCAUCGGUGCCUACCAGCAGUACUACAAGGAUGUCACCUCGUCUCUGAAGUGGCAGUACGUUGGCUGCGGUACCGAUAGCUUGAGCAGCCGUACCUUCAGCUCCGCUUCCACUAGCAGCAACUCCAUGACUGUCGAGUCGUGCAUUUCCUUCUGUUCCGGCAAGGGAUACAGCUACGCAGGUCUCGAAUACGCAUCCCAGUGCUACUGCGGCAACUCGCUUGCCUCCGACCGCGCACCUCAGGCCGGCAUUCUCGGCAACUGCUUCUCGCCUUGCACUGGUGACAGCACCGAGUACUGUGGUGGUGGCAGCGCUCUGUCCAUCUACCAGAGCUGCAACGGUCUCUCCAGCUGCACCAACAACGCUUACACUGGUCCCGCUGGUGCCGCUGUCUCUGUUGCUUCGUCUCUCGUUGCUUCUUCUUCUGCUACUUCGUCUUCCAAGAGCAGCAGCACUAGCCACAGCAGCAGCAUAAGCCACAGCAGCACCUCGACCUCUCCCACCAAGUCCGCAACCACCCUCGCCACAUCAAGCAAGAAGACAUCUUCUUCCCACAAGUCUUCGGCUACUUCGUCUGUCUCAUCAGCUCUCCAUCGCAAGGGCAAGGCUCCCGCCUCGGCAACCAAGAACGCACGCUACGCCGCUGCUGUCGCCUACAAAGAAGCCGCCGACGAGCAGGCCGCCGAAGUCAAAGCCAAGCUCGCCGCCGGCAAGGUUCGCCGCCACCUGGCUGAGUUGAAGGCUGGUCGUCACCACUAA